Molecule: messenger RNA, 1134 nt
Organism: Solanum tuberosum (potato)
Lineage: Eukaryota; Viridiplantae; Streptophyta; Magnoliopsida; Solanales; Solanaceae
Product: calcineurin B-like protein 3
Exons: 11
Coding region: 300-959 (219 amino acids)
Biological process (GO): calcium-mediated signaling
Molecular function (GO): calcium ion binding; kinase binding
Source: RefSeq, a predicted model, not a curated record
UACAAAAAACCAAAAAAAAAAAGGGUAAGGAGCUUCCUUCUUCUCCUGCCCCAAAAAUUCAUCUCUGAUUUUGCAAUCAUCUCAAAUUAAAUCUCCAUUUAUUCAUAAACAAAGGAAUGUGAAAAUGGCGUGAACAGAUUAGCCAAGGUUUUUUAGCAAGUUCUCACUUUUGAAUUAAUCAUCGAGAUAUAUAGCUGCAUAUAGAUAGGUUUCAGAAACUUUCAGUAUUUUGGAUUCAUAAAUAGACAUAACAGAGAAUGGUCGAAAGAUAUGGAGUGUUUUGAAUCUGAGACGUUACCAUGCUGCAGUUCUUAGGUUCUUACCUUUCGAGGUGUUGCGAUCUUGAUUUUAAGCAAUCGGGGGGCCUCGACGAUCCUGAGAUACUUGCACGAGAGACAGUUUUUAGCGUCAGCGAGAUUGAAGCUCUUUACGAGCUCUUUAAGAAGAUAAGCAGUGCAGUGAUUGAUGAUGGUUUAAUCAACAAGGAAGAGUUUCAAUUGGCACUUUUCAAGACAAAUAAAAAGGAAAGCUUGUUUGCUGACCGGGUGUUUGACUUGUUUGACACAAAACACAACGGAAUCUUGGGAUUCGAGGAAUUUGCUCGUGCACUCUCUGUUUUCCAUCCAAAUGCACCUAUCGAUGACAAGAUUGAGUUUUCUUUUCAGCUAUAUGAUCUCAAGCAACAAGGUUUUAUUGAGAGACAAGAGGUAAAACAAAUGGUGGUGGCUACUCUUGCGGAGUCUGGUAUGAACCUCUCUGACGAUGUGAUAGAGAGCAUAAUUGACAAGACUUUUGAAGAAGCCGAUACGAAGCAUGACGGAAAGAUUGAUAAGGAGGAAUGGAGAAACUUAGUGUUGCGACAUCCUUCACUUUUGAAGAAUAUGACCCUCCAAUAUCUCAAGGACAUUACUACAACGUUUCCAAGCUUUGUCUUUCAUUCAAGAGUUGAGGACACCUAAUUUGGGAGUUGUUUUCUGGGAAUCAUAGUUGGCUGAUUCCAUGAACAUAUAACAUUAUGUUUGCUCUUUCCAUUUUCUCCAUGUUAAAUUCGACAUCUUCAUGGUUUAUUAUUCUUUUUUGAAUAGUUGUUUUGUGAUUUAUUUCUAUGAGAUGAAUUGAUAUCGAGUUUCUAUU